Rhododendron vialii is the source of this 2023-nucleotide messenger RNA. RefSeq lists its product as uncharacterized. Bases 144 to 1691 code for a protein of 515 amino acids. The record is from RefSeq and is a predicted model, not a curated record. The transcript is spliced from 5 exons. Lineage: Eukaryota; Viridiplantae; Streptophyta; Magnoliopsida; Ericales; Ericaceae.
ACAAUAAAAUUUAACAUAAUUUUAAAAGAACGCAGCAGCAGCCUGUACCUCUGAGGCGACUAGGGUUUUCCCACCCAUUUCUAAACCUCUAUCUCUUCUAUCUCAUCAAGUUUGUACUCAGGGCUGGUGGCCUUUUCAACUCCAUGCAUGCAAUUAAGGGUGGGUGGGUUGGGCAGACCUUUGCCCUAGCGAAGCACAAUGAAUCUGGAGGGAAGAAAUCACGGAUCCGGCGUUCAAAAGAAGAGUGGAAGGCACUGGUCGAGUCUUUUAUAAAGAAAUAUCAGAAAGUAAACAAUGGUAAUUUCCCAUCGGUUACUCUGACACACAAGGAACUUGGUGGGUCUUACUACACUGUGAGGGAAGUUGUCCGAGAUGUAAUCCAAGAAAAUAGGGUGUUGGGUCCUGCAAAGUUAACUUCAGAAGAUCCUAGCCUUGAUAGGUUCUUGGAACAAUCUCCGUUAGGAUCAAUUUCCAUUGAACCAGAAGCUGGUCUAUCGUCAUCAAAUGGAUCUCAUAUCGUAACGGAUUUUGUACCCAAGUCUUAUCAAGAUACAAGUAAAGAACUGGUUUUAGAUUCCAGUGUGCAGUGUCCUGAAUCUGAACAUCAGAGGUUUGAUGAAGGAAAAAAUUUAAAUGGGUCUAGUCAGGUAGUUGAAGAGACUGAAGUAUGUGUUAAAGCAGUAUAUACAGACUCUCGACCUAUGGAAACUGUGGAACUGGUUGAAAAUGUAGCAGAACUAGAAGCAUGUAGAGCGAAAGUAACGCAUCCUCAUCAAGGGACAACUGAAGAGCAGGUUUUAGAUUCCAGUGUGGAGUGUCCUGAAUCUGAACACCAGGGAUUUGAUGAAGGUAAAAGGAAUAUAAAUGGGUCUACUCAGGUAGUUGUAAAGGCUGAAGAACUCGAUAAAGCAACAUAUACUGAGUCUCUACCUAUGGAAAUUCUGGAACUGAAUGGAAAUGUAGCGGAACUAGAAGCAUCUGCUAAAGUAAUGCCUGUAGGCACAAACGUAAUUGUGGAGACAUUUCCAUUAAGAUCUGGUUCCAAGAAAACGUAUGGCUUGGAUGGAAAGUAUAUUGAACAGAGUGAUUUGGAUCGAACUUUGGUUGAAGAAGAAAUCAACCAGGUGGAAACCGAGGAAGUCAACAACAGUUCUGUAGUAGGUGACAUGAACUUGAUGGAAAGCGCUUCUGAUUCGGGGAAUGAAAAAGCGGUAGCAAAUAUUGCAGGUCAUUUAUUGGAAAAAAGCCGUGGUUUGGUGGAUGAGAAACCAGUGGAUAACCUUGAAGCUCCAGUAUUGGAAAAUCUAGAUGACUCUGCAACCAAGAAAGCCACUGUUCUUGGAACUGGUAAUGGCAGAAAAGCUGAAGUUGAAGAUGCCUCUCCUCCUGGAACUAAGGUUGUAAUAGAAGCCCCGGUUGGAGUUGAUGCCCAGAGUCUCAAUGGCACUAUUACAAGCAAUUCCUCAGAGCUGUCAAAUUUGGAAAAAGAGAGAGCAAGUAAAAGCAACCCCAACCCAAACCCGAAGGUAAAAAAUGGUAGCGUCUCCCCAAAGGGAAGCACGUCAACUUUAGACAGAAUGAAUCUCGAAUCAUGGGAAACCACAUCGAAGAAACCUGCAAAGCCGGACACUAAUCCGCUCUUGGUAUUUGUUAAGUCAUUCAUUUCCGCGUUUAUGAAAUUUUGGUCGUAAUAAAGCCUCUGUAUUUCUGUUACGGAGAAGUUUCCUUUUUGGUUGGAUGAAGAUUUCUUGUACUAGGUGAAGGUGUGCUUCCUGGUACCAGAAAAUGUUGUUGGUCCAUUGGGAUCCUGAUGUUUCUCUUCCCAUGUUCUGAUGGAACCUCGGUAUCUAAAGUUGCUACUAGCAUCCAUUAAAUAUUGUAGGGAGUUCGAAGUCUUCUGCCGGAAGAUAGAGUGAGAGUUUGUGCCAAAAAUAUAGUGAGGCUAUUUGAUCAGAUUUAUCAUUUCCCGUUGAUUGCUUCUUUGAGAAUAUGCAAUUAUCUGGAAGAAAAAGAGGUUUGAUUA